This is a messenger RNA of Rhineura floridana, 7807 nucleotides long. It is a transcript of the gene SPAG9, whose product is annotated as sperm associated antigen 9. The transcript has 30 exons. Gene Ontology annotation, biological process: vesicle-mediated transport. The record is from RefSeq and is a predicted model, not a curated record. The coding region runs from base 277 to 4239 and encodes 1320 amino acids. Gene Ontology annotation, cellular component: cytoplasm. Gene Ontology annotation, molecular function: MAP kinase scaffold activity; JUN kinase binding; signaling receptor complex adaptor activity. NCBI's taxonomy places the organism in Eukaryota, Metazoa, Chordata, Lepidosauria, Squamata, Rhineuridae.
UCUGUGCCACUUCUUCGACAACCCAGGGCCGUGGGCGCUCCUCCCACUGCAUACGUCACUGCCCCUUGUCUCCUCCCACCACUCCGGCGCCGUGGGUGAGGUCAGUGCCGCGCGCCUGUCACCCAGGCUUCCCUCCUGUUCGCGCUGAGCUGUAAUCAAGGCCCUGCUACACAGGGAGACAGGCGGUGCUCUUGCUACUGGUCCCUCGCUUCCUUCUCCUGAAAGGGGCUUUUGCCGCCUGUUCGGCCGGCCCGUGGUGCCCUGUGCUGCGAAGCCAUGGAGCUAGCGGACGGCGUGGUGUACCAGGAGGACCCGGGCGGCCCCGGCCCGGCCAUGAUGUCGGAGCGGGUGUCGGGGCUAGCGGGCUCAAUUUACCGCGAGUUCGAGCGGCUCAUCGGGCGCUACGACGAAGAGGUGGUGGCCGAGCUGAUGCCGCUGGUAGUGGCAGUGUUGGAGAACCUGGACUCCGUCUGCGCCCACAGCCAGGAAACCAGCGUGGAGCUGGAGCUGCUGCGGGACGACAACGAGCAGCUUCUCACCCAGUACGAGCGGGAGAAGGCACUGCGUAAGCAGGCCGAGGAGAAAUUUAUUGAAUUUGAAGAUUCUCAAGAACAAGAAAAAAAGGAUCUGCAGAUAAGAGUGGAAGCUUUAGAAUCACAAACCCGGCAGCUUGAACUGAAAGCAAAAAACUAUGCCGAUCAAAUUAGCAGACUGGAAGAGAGGGAAGCAGAAUUGAAGAAAGAAUACAACGCUCUUCAUUCAAGACACACAGAGAUGAUUCAUAAUUACAUGGAGCACUUGGAAAGAGCCAAACUUCAUCAACUGACGGGGGGUGAUCAGCUAGAACCCAUCAUGCACAGUAGAAUUAGCAGGAAGGAACCUCCCAUAUCAUUGGGCAUCUUCCCACUACCUCCAGGAGAGGCACUUCUUACACCUGAUAAUCAGAGAGGAACAGUGGAAACUCCUGGGUCAGACAAUUGGAAGUUCCGUGAACUAAGUCAGCCACGUUCCCGCACCAGCCUAAAGGAUGAACUUUCUGAUGUUAGCCAAGCAGGUUCCAAAUGUACUACACCAGUCUUAACUGCUGCUUCAGAUGUGCUUGCGCCUGCUGAAUCCCCCUUGAAUGAACACAAGGAAGGGCUUGUGAAGAACUCUGAUACAGAAAACAAGAACAUUGAAGUGCAAGUAGCCCAAGAAACAAGAAGUGUGUCCACUGGUUCAAAUGAAAAUGAAGACAAAUCUGAAGUUCAGGCAAUCAUCGAAUCCACUCCUGAGUUGGAUAUGGAUAAAGACCUUAGUGGAUAUAAAGGUUCAAGCACACCUACCAAAGGCAUAGAAAACAAAGCGUUUGAUCGUAAUACGGAAUCACUCUUUGAAGAACUGUCUUCUGCUGGCUCUGGUCUCAUUGGAGAUGUGGAUGAAGGAGCAGACCUACUGGGAAUGGGUCGUGAAGUUGAAAACCUUAUCUUAGAAAACACGCAAUUGCUAGAAACCAAAAAUGCCCUGAAUGUGGUGAAGAAUGACUUAAUAGCAAAAGUAGAUGAACUAACCUGUGAGAAAGAUGUACUCAAAGGAGAGCUGGAAGCUGUAAAACUGGCCAAGCAAAAGCUUGAAGAGAAGAAUAAGGAACUGGAAGAAGAACUUAGAAAAGCCCGAGCAGAAGCAGAAGAAGCAAGGCAAAAAGCAAAGGAAGAGGAUGAUAGUGAUAUUCCUACUGCUCAGAGAAAGCGAUUCACUCGGGUUGAGAUGGCCCGCGUCCUCAUGGAAAGAAAUCAGUAUAAAGAGCGGCUAAUGGAGCUCCAAGAAGCAGUGCGAUGGACUGAGAUGAUACGGGCAUCACGAGAAAAUCCAGCCAUGCAAGAGAAGAAGAGAUCCAGCCUUUGGCAGUUUUUUAGCAGGCUAUUCAGCUCAUCAGGCAAUACUGCCAAGAAACCAGAACUGCCAGUUAAUGUUAAGUACAAUGCUCCAACCUCACACAUUACUCCGUCAGUCAAGAAAAGAAGCAGCACUUUAUCUCAGCUGCCUAGUGACAAAUCGAAAGCCUUUGAUUUCCUCAGUGAAGAGUCUGAGGCCAGUCUUGCCUCACGUAGAGAGCAGAAGAGAGAACAAUACCGCCAAGUGAAAGCACAUGUUCAGAAGGAAGAUGGUAGAGUACAAGCUUUUGGUUGGAGUCUUCCUCAGAAAUAUAAACAGGUUGUAAAUGGUGGUGGCCAGGGUGAUAACAAGAUGAAGAACUUACCUGUGCCUGUUUACCUAAGACCACUUGAUGAAAAGGAUACAUCUAUGAAGCUGUGGUGUGCUGUAGGCGUUAAUCUAUCAGGAGGAAAGACACGAGAUGGAGGUUCAGUGGUUGGUGCCAGUGUGUUCUACAAUGAUGUGGCAACACUAGAUGCAGACAGCAACAAACAGAGAAGUGCAUCGCAGAGUAGUUUGGAUAGAUUAGAUCAAGAACUCAAGGACCAUCAGAAAGAGCUGAAAAAUCAGGAAGAAUUAUCGAGCCUUGUAUGGAUCUGUACUAGCACCCACUCUGCUACAAAAGUUAUCAUUAUAGAUGCUAACCAGCCAGGAAACAUCCUAGACAGUUUUAUUGUUUGCAAUUCUCAUGUACUUUGUAUAGCUAGUGUACCAGGAGCCCGGGAAACUGACUAUCCUACAGGAGAAGAAGGGUCACAAGAACUGGAUUCAGGUCUGGUGGAUAAGUCAUCCUUGUCUGGCAGUAUGAAUAGCAACAGCUCAGCAGAAACAGACAGUCUUUUAGGAGGAAUCACAGUAGUUGGUUGUACAGCGGAGGGUAUUACAGGGCCUUCUGCUGCCCACAGUGCCAAUGGUGCCUCACCUGAGGCAAAUAAACAGCCAGAUCUCACAGCUGAGAAUGAUGCAGUAGAUGAGAAUGUUCAGACAGCAGAGGAAGCAACUGAGGCAACAGAAGGCAAUGCUGGCUCAGGAGAAGAUGUUGCAGAUAUUGCACAAACUGGAGUCUACACAGAACACGUCUUCACAGAUCCUUUGGGAGUUCAGGAUACUAUAGAGGAUUCCCCAGCAUUUCAGCCUAGCAACGACUCAGAUUUAUAUAAGGAUGUUGCUGUAUUGCCUAAUGAGCAGGAUCUCGUAAGAGAAGAAGCACAGAAAAUGAGCAGUCUUUUACCAACAAUGUGGCUUGGAGCACAGAAUGGAUGCUUAUAUGUUCAUUCUUCAGUGGCUCAGUGGAGAAAAUGUGUUCAUGCAAUUAAACUUAAAGAUUCUAUACUCAGUAUAGUACAUGUAAAAGGAAUAGUAUUAGUUGCACUAGCGGAUGGAACUUUAGCAAUAUUUCACAGAGGUGUAGAUGGACAAUGGGACUUGACAAACUAUCACCUUCUAGAUUUGGGCCGACCUCACCAUUCAAUCCGGUGUAUGACUGUGGUACAUGAUAAAGUUUGGUGCGGCUACAGAAACAAAAUCUAUGUAGUCCAGCCAAAAGCCAUGAAAAUAGAGAAAUCAUUUGAUGCACAUCCAAGGAAGGAGAGCCAAGUGAGACAACUGGCCUGGGUGGGAGAUGGAGUGUGGGUGUCAAUUCGUUUAGAUUCCACACUCCGCCUUUAUCAUGCACACACUUACCAACAUCUACAAGAUGUCGACAUUGAGCCCUAUGUAAGCAAAAUGUUAGGUACUGGAAAAUUGGGGUUUUCAUUUGUGAGAAUUACAGCUCUUAUGGUAUCCUGUAAUCGGUUGUGGGUUGGGACAGGCAAUGGUGUCAUCAUCUCCAUUCCAUUAACAGAAACUGUAAUCCUCCACCAGGGACGUUUACUGGGGCUGAGGGCUAACAAAGCAGCAAUGGGUUCUGGCAAUCGUCCAGGCAGUGUCAUACGUGUAUAUGGUGAUGAAAACAGUGAUAAAGUGACACCUGGAACCUUCAUACCUUAUUGUUCAAUGGCACAUGCACAGCUUUGUUUCCAUGGGCAUCGCGAUGCUGUUAAAUUCUUCGUUGCAGUACCUGGUCAGGUUAUUUGUCCCCAGACCGGAGGAGGUCCAGAGCUGUCUGGUGAUAAAGCUACCCUAUCGACACAGGAAUCUAACAGCCAAGUUCCUUUAAAAUCCAUGUUGGUGAUAAGUGGAGGAGAAGGAUACAUUGACUUCAGGAUGGGUGAUGAAGUUGGUGAAUCAGAAAUCCUUGGAGAGGCACUACAACUUGAGCCUUCUGUAGCCAAAGCUGAGAGGAGCCACUUGAUAGUGUGGCAAGUUAUGUGUGGCAGUGAAUAAGCCUUUCCCCCUGAAAAUGGCUUGGGACUGCAAAAGCUGUUGCAUGUCUUUGGUUCUGUUUUAUUUCUGUGGAACCCAUUUCACUACAUCUGAGCAUUUCUUUCCCACUUGACUUUGUAUCUCAAACCUUAACAAUACAAGAAUUAGCUUGUGCUGUUUUACUGCAUCAGUGUUAUGUAGCAAGAACAAAUUGGUUUCCUUAAACAGACAAAUGCUGUAUUUAGUCUCCCAAAUGCAGCUUACUGUAUGCCCCACUGCAAUACAUUUUUAUGGUGUCACUUUCUACCAUAGGUUAAGUUUAAACAUCUUGAAUUCAUCUGUACAAAUUUAUUAACUAAAACAGCAAAGUUACUUCCAAUGUAGUAUUUCAAAAAUAUCAGAUGAAAUAUAUUCAAGUGAUACUCUAUACAUUCAGUGAGGGUUAAAACAAGUUGUACAUUUUUAUUUGUUCAUUUCUGAAUUCUACCAAUCUUGUUUACCCUGGUGUAUUGGAUGUACUGUUUAUAUCAAGCCCUGAGCUGAUAACAUAAGUUGCUUGUUUAAUUGCUAAUAGCACUAAAGAUGAGAAGUACUGCCCUUAAUAAUGAGAAUUGUGAUAUUUUAUGGGAAGAACCUUUUCCUAGUUUCCGUACCUGAGAUUACUUGGAAACAUCUUGCUUAAUCUCAAAGGACAUUCUUGAACAAAAUAAUUUGCAACCUUCUUGUAUGCUCCUUGAGCAGAGGAUGGUUACUUUUGCACACCUAUCAUCUUGGACCCUAGCUGGUCAGAUACAGGACACUUGACAUAAAAAUACUCGAACAGGGAGCAAAAUAGGUGAUAGCUUUAACUGCUCAAGUGAGAGAAAGGGAAAAGUCACCCCUAAUUAGGUUUAAAAUGAUUUAUUUUUCAUAGUCCGUUUAGCUAUUAUGUGAAAUUAUAGGUGGAGAGUUGCAGAUAACUUGCAUUGGUGUAAUCACUUAUGCUAAUGGGACAGCAUCAGUGUAGAUGGUCUUGAGGUCUACCCCCAAGUCUUAGGAAACAGAAAUAACUUCAUACAACUCAUUCUGUCUUACUAAGCUUUGGAUUGACUGCCUUUGCUACAGAUUUACUGACCUGAUGGCAAAACUAAGCUGAAUGCUAUCCUUUUAAUUCUUUAAAGGGUAUAGCAGUUGCCUAAUAUUUCAUUUUUUGGAAAAUAUGAAUUAAAACAUUAACUUUCAGCUAGUACACACCAAGAGACUGGGCUCUUCCCAUUAGAUGGGAGCAGAUUGAAGUGACAGAAUGGAAGAAUUUCAAGAGUGUCAAAUGACAACAAAAAAUAGAAACAGUCUUGAAAAACUGCCUAAACAUUUUUAUGCAAUUGGAGCAGUUUGUGAUUUGUCAAGGAAACAUGUAUUUAUAUAUAUAUAUAUAUACACAUAUAUAUACAUAUAUACACACACAUUAAUUUUUUAAAAAUCAUGUUAAGCUAAUGUCUAUUGUGUAAAUAUUUAUUUAGGCAGCUUUUUAAAAAAAGAAAUGAGCAUCUUACCUGAUUAAAAUUUUUAGUAAAACUACAUUCAGGUCUAUUGGUUAUAGAUUUAUAUGUAUAAAUACUUUUUAAGCACCAUAUUUUGUACACAACUGAUAAGUUCUGGUAAGUAUGUAUUUACAUCAUUAAAUGUGUGGUUAAAAUUAUUGAAUGUCUAAUAUCUUGGUAAUAGAUUUUUUUCCCCUCCAAUAUGCCAAAAGUGAUAAUGAUCACAGUUUACUCAACAUUUUCAAAUGGUUCAACUGUGUUCAGAAAAUUGAAGAAAAAGAACCCUGAUCUAAAAACCUAUGGAAGAUCCCAAGAAGCAUGUAGCUUUUUUCUCUUUAUUUUCCAGAAAGUGUCCAUGUGCGUACAUAUACACACACGUCCCACUUGUUUGUGUUGCAAAUUCAAGCACUUGUUGAACAUGGGAGAGUAUAAAAAUCAAUUGGGAGAUGUUCAGGGGAAAAGUAGACAUUUUGCUGCGUGUGCCUAACUCAGCACAAAUGAUUGCUAUCAAGACACGCAUUUUGGAUUGUUUGCUGCCCUCCAAGCAGUCUUAGCUGUGUUUACGGCUUGUAAUAUUGAUUGUCCAAGCAAAAUGUUUCUUCACAGUUGCAUGAGCCCAUCACUUUUAAGUCCUGUACCUUAGUUGGCCCCUUUGGACUCCUUACAUUGAUGGUCAUGAUUUCUUGAAAAUAUUCUCCAUAUCGUUCGGUAGUGUAAGCAGGAGGUCACUAGGUUGAAUUGCCACAUUCAGAUUCUUGGAAAGAGAAACGAGAUUUCUUUUUCUUUUUGUGUGUUGCUUUCAUUUUAAAAAAUAUUUAAUGAGCUAUUUCUCUGCUUUACUGCUGUCAGACCACAGAUGCAUCUGGGUAGCAUUUUUAAUAGCUUACCAGAUGUAGUGGGUAAACUGCCAUUCUGUUAUCAUUUGAUCAGCUGCUAUUCACAGCAGAGGAGACAAGAGACCAGUAGAGACUUGUGCUAUUAGUGCAAGUGAGGAAUUGGCAUACAUUCUUCUUCCCUUGUUCAUUUUUAAAUGUAUCCCUUGUCCUAAGGAAUAGCAGGUUUAGAAGGUGGGUAUCAUCAUCAUUCACUGAGAUGUAUACACUCCCUGUUCCAGAGCACUUUUUAAUGAUAGGUGGUAAAACUUACUAAAUUUCAUGCACCAAAUGAUUGCCUAAAAAAAUCUGUUUGGAGAAUGUCUUAUGUAUCACAUACUCAUAGUUCUAAAAUCAGAAGUUGGAAUGAAUCUCUUGAUAGUUAACAGCUUUGUUAAUAAUUCAAGAGAGCAUUUCAGGCACAAAAAUAUGCAGCACAUGAUCUGUCUAGGUAAAUGUGUCUUGCAUGGUAAAAAGUAAAAUGAAUUUUUUAUAUAUCCUGCCAUAUUGUCCAUUUAUUGUAAGGUCUUCCUGCAUUGGAUCAAUUAGAGCUGGCAGAGUGUAGACACUUUAUCAUAUGCUGCCUUAGUAACUACAAAAUGUUUUUAUAAUCUAAUAUGCUAAUUAUUCUAAAGAACACGGUGUCUUGAAGAUAAUGUGUAACUGAAUAUUUAUUUCCAUGUGAGUAUUAUGAAAGUUACCAAAGGACUGAAACUGACUUGGCACUCUUGCAGUUGACCCUGCGCAUAAAGGAUCUUGUAAAGAUCCUAAAUUUGUAAAAAUGACACAGGGGGAAAAACACAUUUCUUUGUGGAUGCUAACUUUAUUUUCCUAACAGGGUUAUGCCAUAUUGUAACAACCCACGUUGAACCUCCAAACAUUGUUCUAUACACUAAUUAUUUUUCCUUCUAACAAUUUCUUUGUUGCACAUUUCUUAAUCUUUUAAACAGGAUUUAACACAUUUUACAAUCUUUAAUUUUUUGAAAAUGUUGUCUAGACACUUUAUGCUGAAUUUUACUUGCCUCUGUAACCUUGAGAUGGAUACUGCAGCAUUAAAUUUGCUGUCUGUUUAAAACUUGAGGCUUCUUUCUGUGAGCCAGAAAGCUCAUAUAGCAGUGAAGUUAUUUCAGUAUUUAUUAUUGAAUCCUUGGGGUUCAGAAUGUAACUUUGUACAUGAAACAUAUAUAAAUAUGUAUA